AUCUUGAUAAAAUUUUCUUCGUUUCUUUUUUAUAUUAAUUUCUUCUAUUCUUUUCUAACCUAAAUUGUCUAAUCGUUAAAUCUUUCAUCAACAUUUUGCCCUAUUAGUCGUCGUUUACUUUGUGCUUUUCUUGUUGACUUGAAAGAGACAGCACAUUUUAGUGAAAAAUGAUCUCAUUGUUCAUCUGCUAAUUGCGUAAAUUUAUCAACAUUUCAAUUUUUCUCAUCUCUUGUUUUGAAUUUCAAUUUUUACAAUUUAUCUCCUGAGUCUCUGUUGUUGUCUGUUUCCGUUUUUUGCUCUUCUUUCUCAUCGGUAAAAAUUAUCCAAGUUUGUGCAUGUGUUUGUUUGCAUUUGUUUGGACUCAUUUUACUUGCAUCUGAUCAAAUCAAUUUCAAGUUUCAUUCCAUUUCAAUUCUUGGUUUAUCAACAAACUUAAUCAACACUUGUAACCUUUAUCGUUACCAUUACCAUCAGUUAUUAUAUUACUUUGUGCAGAUCCAAUCUACAAAUUUCAAAUCAUCUACAAGUGUAAUCGUUACUUAACCAGUUGAUGAAUUAUAGCUAGCUUGUGAUUUAAAACAACUUUUGCAUGAAUUGCAAGUGAACCAGAACUGUCUCAGUUUUUUUCUUUCUUCACAACAAUCGAUAUUAAAAAAGAUGCAGCUGAUGAACCAUUUAUCGAAUCGUCUUUACCUGGUACUGGUAAUAUUUAUAAUAUCAGUUUCAGGUCAGGACAAGCCAAAAAAAGUCUCUGGUAAAGACCAAUCUAACAAACAAUCACCAAUACCCGAUCCUUGUCCAUCUAUGUGUACAUGCGUCAGUGAUAUUCGUGUAAUCGACACACUUGAAAAUCCUCAAAUGGUUACCUGUUCUUAUAAAAAUUUAGCAACUUUUCCAGAUUUUUCAGCGAUACUGGAUAACAUGACAACUCUUGAUUUGAGUUACAAUAAGUUUGCUAAAAUUAACCUGGUGGAUAACCUAACCGAUCUAAGGACCUUCAAUUUAUCUAAUAACAUUAUUGAAAGCAUCGAACCUCAAGCUUUUGAACAGCUACCAAAUUUGCAAAUUAUUGAUUUAUCUCUUAACAAAUUAUCUAGUUUACCUGAUAUGGUCUUCGCGAAACUAAGCCAACUUAAAGAAAUUGACCUUUCAGACAACGGCCUGACCAGUCUUCAAGAAAAUAUUUUUGAUGAUCAACAAUGGCUCGAAGUUUUACAUCUGAGAGCAAAUAAUCUUAAAUCAUUGCCAGAAGUCUUAUUCCGUAACAAUGAACGUCUUCGAGUCCUUGAUUUAUCUCACAACGAGUUAUACAGCUUACCAGACACCAUAUUUCAAUCAACUUUAGCACUAACAACUCUUGAUUUAUCUGAGAAUCAAUUUAGUGUCGUCCCAUCUGAAGACUUAGCUCGUGCAAAAAAUCUCGAAGAACUAGAUAUUUCGGCCAAUAUGAUGAAAAAGCUGGAUCAUGAUUCUUUCACUAAUCUCAAUCACCUCAAAGUCUUACGGAUCAACAAUAUGAAACAAUUAACUGAGAUCGACGAUUACACUUUCUCCUAUUUGUGUUACUUGAAAAAAAUUGAGAUAAAAUUUAAUCCCAGACUGUCCAUGUUAGCCCACUCUGCUUUCUAUGGUUUGAAUUUUAAUUCAAGUUGCUUCAAUUUGGAGGAAGUUAAUCUGUAUGGUAACCAAUUGUCUGAGAUGAAAGAGCAUGUUCUUCCAGUUUGCAAGAUUCCCAUAGUUGAUCUACGAGAUAAUCAAUGGAAAUGUGAUUGCCAUUUCAAAUGGGUAAAGUCAUGCAAGCAAGACGAUCCUAUUCAUCGACAAAUAAGAUGUCUGAGUCCGUUAAAAAUUGCCAAUAUUGAAAUUUCUGAUAUCGACGAGGCAGAAUUUACCUGUCCAAUUGAAGGAAAUGGCUUCAGUCGUGAGAUCCGUCUAUUCCGAUUGUUUGUGGUACUUUUUGGUGUACUAACACUCGUUUUCAUGGGUUUCAUGGUAGUUUAUUACCUUCACAAAGCCAAAGUAAUUGGAUCUUUUGGACACAAGUAUCAACGAAUGGGCUCAAUUCACUACGUCAAAACUCAAACAAAUGAAGGACAAGAGUAACUUAUGACGAUCAUACCUGAGCUUUUCUAUUUUAUGAAUUCCACAUGAUAAAGUACCUAUCGGAAUAUCUGUUCAGAUCUUCUCACAGACUUUCUAAGUUAAAUUUAAACUGGCUGUCUUGAUUUGCCAUUAGAGAGAUUAUGAAAAUUAUUGGUUAAAUAUCAUGGAGAAAGAAAUGUGCCAUAAGCCAGAAAAAAAGCGAAUUCAAGUCCCAGCCUUUCAAUGUUUUUAACUAUUCCAUUUUACCUCUAAACGUGAUUACCACCAGUGUCAAUCAAAUAAGUCAGCGAUUGACUGACCUUAUCCCAUUCAUUUUUUGAGGGCAACUAUUAAUUGUAAAGAUUUUCAUUGUUAUCAUCACUCCAGUCAUCAACAUCAAUAUCAUUGACAUCACCAUUGCUAGUCUCAUUUUUUUAUAUUCAUUAUUCAUUUAAAAUCAACAUGAGUUUGCAAUUGUGUUUUACAACAAUGUAACUGAGUUAUAUAUUUCCCUUCCAAUCCAUUCUCGCAACAUUUUUAGUCACUUGUAAUUGAGCUUUGUUUUUCAAGUAUUUUGCCAGAUUUCUCAUGAUUUCAGUCUCUUCUAUCUGUGUAUGCUUUUAUCUACCCACUGAAAUUGCUAAAUCAAUUUAUACACACUGAUUGUUUCAUGAUUGGUUCAAAUUCAAUCUACAAAGACCAAAUCAUCAAAUCAUUUUCAAAUAUUUUCUCACCCUUAAACCUUAAACCUUUAUAAUAGUGAUACUAAUUGUUUCUAAGCAGUUUGUUGUCAACAAAUAAAGUGUAUUAUAAUCAGAUCUCCAGCUUUAUGAAAGUUAUUUAAUCAAUUGCAAACAAGAUAAUCACUAUGGAUGGUAGAUCAGAUCAACACAAAAGCAAUGAUCCCAAUGAAAAUGUCUUAUUAUCUCUUCUAAUAUACCAAAAAUUGAAGAGCUAUUAAAAAAUAAUAUCAUAAA
Molecule: messenger RNA, 3059 nt
Organism: Tetranychus urticae (two-spotted spider mite)
Lineage: Eukaryota; Metazoa; Arthropoda; Arachnida; Trombidiformes; Tetranychidae
Source: RefSeq, a predicted model, not a curated record